CUACCGUCGAGCCAGCUAGCCCGCCCGCCCGCACGUCGACCUCCUGUCCAUACGCGCGGCGUCCCACCAGCCCCGUCUUGACGCCGUUGGCUUGCGCGCGCCGUUCGCAGACCGUCCGUCCGCCACCGUCAUCCCGCGCCCCCGCCGUCGUUCCCCGGCGCUCCGAACGGCCAGCCUCAGCAGCACCGGCAGCAGCGCGACCACCACCACCACCGUCACCACCGGCGGCGUUGUCGCGCUAUAAGCUGUCGGCACGCAGUGUCCCUCUGGCCGCCGUCGUCCGUGUUCGCGUCGCCCGUUGCUCGUCGCUCCGUCCUCGUGUCCGACCGUCGUUGCGCGUGUCGUGGUCGUGGUCGUGGUCGCGGCCACCGUCUUCUUCCUAGUCGGAGACGGAUUUGGGUUCCCGCCGCCGUGUGUGCAGUACCAUCGUCGUUCUCGGUCGCAGCCGACAUGUGCUACUGUCGCCGUGGGUGGUGCCGGUCCCGCACGAGUCUGCCGCCACUGACCACCACUGCCGCUGACUGCUGCGACACCGACAUCCAGUCGCGUCGUUGUCGGUCCGUUAUCGCCAAGUCGCUGUGCUGUUGAACUGUUCGACUAGUCGUCAACCCCCUCGCGUCCCCCAUCCGUGAUUGCCACGACGGACGAUCUGAACAACGCACCGGACAACCGGAACACGGUUCGUACACGGUCGUCAGAACCUGAACCGCCCCACGUACGACGCUUGAUGGUGGACUGACGUCGAUGCGCUGUGACGGAUCUGGCGGAACGAGCAGCAGCUGCAGCUGGCCACCAUCCGGCGGUGGUUCGCGCUGAUGUCCGGCCGCAGCAGAUGGGAUGGAGCCGGUGGCCGCGGGAUAGAGUCCGAGGAGGAGGAGGCCGGCGUGGGCCUCAUGUCCGGCGUGCACGUGGCCGCCGUGCGCCGGGACAACGACGACGAUGAUGCGCUGCAAGAGUCGUCGUUCGCCUACGGCCUCGGCGGCGGCGGACCAUGUCCGGCCGGGCCCUCAUCGUCCGCGGCUGCGCGCUGCUCUAACAACCGCGCGUCCGACGCCAAGCAAGCGCUCGUCUGGAACCAACCGGAACUGGACGAGCUGACGGCCGCCGACAACCACAACGGGUACAGCCACCGGCCCGUGCCGGACAAAGCAUGGAUUGGCUCCCGGCACAUCGUAACGUUCAUGUUGUUCCUCGGCAUGGCCAACGCUUAUAUAAUGAGGACCAACAUGUCCGUGGCCAUAGUGGCCAUGGUGAACCAAACAGCUCUGGAAAGGGAUCCGACCAUUCCAGACGACGAAUGCGACGGCUACUACACGUUGUCCACGAACACAACAACGCACAGCAUAUCCAACGAAGGAUCGUUCUUGUGGAGCACGUCUCAGCAAGGCUACGUGCUCAGUUCGUUCUUCUACGGCUACGUCAUCACGCAGAUACCAUUCGGGAUACUAUCGAAGAAGUACGGCGCCAAGUAUUUCCUCGGCGUCGGCAUGCUCAUCAACUCCGUGUUCGGGUUCCUGGUGCCGUUGUCGGCCAACUUCGGCAUUUUCUCCCUGAUCACCAUACGUUUCAUCCAGGGGCUCGGAGAAGGCCCCAUAGUUCCUUGUACACACGCCUUGCUCGCCAAAUGGAUCCCUCCGAACGAGAGAAGCCGAAUGGGAGCGUUCGUUUAUGCAGGUGCGCAAUUCGGAACGGUCAUUUCCAUGCCGCUGAGCGGCGUGCUCUCGGAGUACGGGUUCGCCGGCGGUUGGCCGUCCAUAUUCUACGUGUUCGGCGCCAUCGGCACCCUGUGGUCCGUCGCAUUCCUGUGGCUGGUGCACGAGGACCCUGAAUCCCAUCCAACCAUACCGCACGACGAGAGGAAGUACAUCAUCAGUUCCGUCUGGGGAGCUGCCGGUGUAUCGUCUCCCCCCGUGCCGUGGAGAAGCAUAUUAAAAUCGGCUCCGUUCUGGGCCAUAUUGGUCGCUCACAUGGGUCAAAAUUACGGGUACGAGACGCUCAUGACCGAACUCCCGACUUUCAUGAAACAAGUGUUGCACUUCAAUAUAAAAGCUAACGGAACGUACUCGUCACUGCCGUACCUCGCCAUGUGGGUGUUCUCGAUGGUGGCUAGCCACAUAGCCGAUAUGAUGAUCUCCUCGGAGAGGUUUACGCACACCACCACGCGCAAAAUCGUCAACACCAUCGGUCAAUUCGGCCCUGCGGUAGCGCUGAUUGCUGCGUCCUACACAGGCUGCGACCCGUACCUGACCGUGGCCAUACUGACGAUUGGUGUCGGCCUGAACGGUGCCAUUUACUCGGGAUUCAAAGUCAACCAUCUAGACAUAUCGCCGCGGUUCGCCGGGAUACUGAUGAGCCUGACCAACUGCCUCGCCAACCUUGCCGGACUGUUGGCCCCGAUCGUUGCCGGCUACGUCAUCGACAAAAGGCCUACCCAAGCGGCCUGGAGAGUCGUGUUCAUAACAUCGGCAUGCGUGUACAUGGUGUGCUGCUCGAUCUACGUGUUGUUGGGCGACGGCACUCGUCAGCCGUGGGACAAUCCGUCCAACGACCAGAUAAACCUGGAGCAUAAGAAGAACAAGAAGAAGAAAAAGAAGGCCAAGGACAUCGAGGACACCGUUCAAUGAGUUCCGCCCCACAACAGCCGAUCGCCGUUCGACGACCACCGCCCCAAUCCAUCCACCACAACCUCAAAAAAGCCUUCCCACCACUAGCGUGGGGGGGCAUUAUCUCAAUCGCAUACAUUAUUAUUAUUAUUAUUAUUAUUAUUAUAUAUAUUAUUAUUAUUAUUAUAAUUAUUAUUAUUAUUAUUAUUAUUAUUAUUAUUAGGAGACAACCGUAUAUGUUGGUGAUAAGAGGAUAUAAUAAUAUACGAUAAUUUCACAUGGGUGUGUGUACGUUAGAGUGUAAUUAAUGUUUUGUGAAGGAUAAAAACGAAAAGCAAAGCGCAUCUGUGAAAAGGAUUAAAUAUAUGGGAUACAUAUACACACAUAUGUAUGUGUGUGUGUAUAUGUGUUUGCAUGUAUGUAAAAACAUAUAUAUAUAUAUUUAUC
Messenger RNA from Sipha flava (yellow sugarcane aphid), 3050 nucleotides. It is a transcript of the gene Picot, whose product is annotated as putative inorganic phosphate cotransporter. Gene Ontology annotation, molecular function: transmembrane transporter activity. The record is from RefSeq and is a predicted model, not a curated record. The coding region runs from base 816 to 2624 and encodes 602 amino acids. Lineage: Eukaryota; Metazoa; Arthropoda; Insecta; Hemiptera; Aphididae. The transcript is spliced from 10 exons. Gene Ontology annotation, biological process: monoatomic anion transport; transmembrane transport.